Messenger RNA from Mastomys coucha (southern multimammate mouse), 935 nucleotides. RefSeq names its product epoxide hydrolase 1 (gene Ephx1). The transcript has 6 exons. The record is from RefSeq and is a predicted model, not a curated record. Lineage: Eukaryota; Metazoa; Chordata; Mammalia; Rodentia; Muridae. Gene Ontology annotation, biological process: epoxide metabolic process; arachidonate metabolic process. Gene Ontology annotation, molecular function: epoxide hydrolase activity. The coding region runs from base 138 to 935 and encodes 265 amino acids.
UAGAGGGCGGAGCAACAGGCCGCUGCUGUCUCCAUAGCUCAGUUGCAAGCACUGAAGCUCAAGAGGAGUUGGGGAGUGGAGGAACUGAACACCAGCCGCCGCGGGAGUAGGAGCAGGAGCGCGACCCUGACAGAGUCAUGUUGCUGGAACUUGUCCUGGCUUCCGUGCUAGGCUUUGCCAUCUACUGGUUUGUCUCCCGGGACAAGGAGGAGACCUUACCACUUGAAGAUGGGUGGUGGGGCCCAGGGUCAAAGCCAUCAGCCAAAGAAGAUGAGAGCAUCCGGCCCUUCAAAGUGGAAACAUCGGAUGAGGAGAUCAAGGACUUACACCAGAGGAUAGAUAGGUUCCGGGCAUCCCCACCUUUGGAGGGCAGCCGCUUCCACUAUGGCUUCAACUCCAACUACCUGAAGAAAGUGGUGUCCUACUGGAGGAACGAGUUUGACUGGAAGAAGCAGGUGGAGCUCCUCAACAAGUAUCCUCACUUCAAGACCAAGAUUGAAGGCUGUGCUCUGAAUGACUCUCCCGUGGGCCUGGCUGCCUACAUCUUAGAGAAGUUCUCCACCUGGACCAACCCAGAAUACCGUGAACUGGAGGAUGGAGGCCUAGAGAGGAAGUUCUCCCUGGAAGAUCUGCUGGCUACCAUGAUGAGCUACUGGACAAGAGAAACCAUCAUCUCUUCCAGGCAUUUGGAGGACAACAUGGGCCAGGGCAUCAUGAAAAAGUGGAUGAAGGUCAAGUACCCCGAACUCAUCUCCUAUUCCUACAUGGGACAUGGGGACCACUCUGCUGCCUCUGAAGAGCCCAAGCUUCUGGCCCAGGACAUUCGCAAGUCUGUAUCACUGGCCAGUGACGUCCUCAGGGAUCAACUGCAGCCUCUGCAGCCCUGCCUCCUUCUCAGUCUCCCUGAAGUGAGACGCUGCAGUUCUAAGGAGUAA